This is a messenger RNA of Archocentrus centrarchus (flier cichlid), 2554 nucleotides long. Its product is annotated as protocadherin beta-16-like. Gene Ontology annotation, biological process: homophilic cell-cell adhesion. NCBI's taxonomy places the organism in Eukaryota, Metazoa, Chordata, Actinopteri, Cichliformes, Cichlidae. The record is from RefSeq and is a predicted model, not a curated record. Gene Ontology annotation, cellular component: plasma membrane. Gene Ontology annotation, molecular function: calcium ion binding. The coding region runs from base 59 to 2554 and encodes 831 amino acids. The transcript has a single exon.
UCCCUGAAUUAAAAUUCUCUUUCCAUUUCACGGUUUGAUUUGAAAGAGCUGUUUUGAAAUGGCAAAUGGAGAGGAAGAUCGAGACCGGGGUGCAAAAUGGCGAAUGUCGCUUACAGCGAACCUGUGUAUUUUUCACGUCCUUUUUCUUUAUCGAGUGGAGGCACAGAUCCGGUAUUCGAUCCCAGAAGAGUUGAAGACGGGGUCCCUUGUUGGGAAUGUCGCACAAGAUCUUGGUUUGGAUUUGAGAAGGCUUCGUUCUGGACGGGCCCGUAUCGUGACCGGAGAAAACAUCCAGUACACGGAGCUAAACACAGACAAAGGGACUUUAGUUGUGAAUGAGAGAAUAGACCGAGAGCAGCUUUGUGGAGAUGUGACACCAUGUAGCUUUACCUUUGAGAUUUUAUUGGAAAAACCAAUGGAGCUGCACCCUGUGACGAUAGAGGUAUUGGAUGUAAAUGAUAACGCUCCCACUUUUCAGAACAGACACUUGGAAUUUGAAAUAAGCGAAUCUGCUGCGCUUGGUUCCCGUUUUGUUUUGGAGAGUGCGGAGGACACUGAUGUUGGGCAAAAUGGCCUGCAGAACUACAUUUUGACUCCGACCGACAGUUUUGUUUUGAAACAACAUGUUAAUCCGGACGGAAGUAAAUAUGCUGAAAUGGUGCUUCAGAAACCUUUAGACAGAGAGGCGCAGCCACGCCUUUCUCUAAAAUUGUUGGCUGUUGACGGUGGAAAUCCACAGAAAUCUGGUACAGUACACAUAGAGGUAAACAUAUUAGAUGUCAAUGAUAAUGCUCCUGUGUUUAAUCAAUCCUUGUAUAAGGCCACAGUAAUUGAAAAUGCUCCAAAAGGCACCCUUGUUGUUACUGUGAAUGCAACCGACGUCGAUAGCGGUACAAACGGAAAAGUGGCAUAUUACUUUUCAAAAUCAAAGGCAGGGAUAGCUGAUUUGUUCGAUAUAGAUGAGGCUACUGGACGAAUAUGUGUGGCAAAGGAAAUCGAUUUUGAAAAGGACAAAAAAAUUGAAUUUAGGGUUGAAGCGAAAGAUCAAGGGGGGCUGACAGAUUCAAGCAAAGUUGAAAUUGAGGUUAUGGAUGUAAAUGAUAAUGCUCCCGUCAUUAACGUGAUGUCAUUCACUAGUCCUGUGUCAGAAGACUCACCUCCGGGUACCACUAUUGGUAUUAUUAACGUGAAAGAUCUUGAUUCUGGUGAAAACGGACAGGUAAGGUGCACGAUCGAAGGUAGCGUUCCUUUCAAAAUUAAAUCCAAUGUGAGAAAUUAUUAUACAUUGAUAACUGAUGCCGCCUUAGAUCGUGAAAAUCUGUCAGAGUGUAACAUCACCGUUAUUGCAUCAGACGCAGGCUCACCUCCGCUCUCAACCACAAAAAUCUUUAAUCUAAAGUUGUCCGACGUCAAUGACAAUGCACCGGUAUUUCCUCAAAAAUUUUACAGCGCAUGGAUUGCGGAGAAUAACUCUCCGGGUAUUUCUAUCAUUACUAUUAAUGCUAGAGACCCCGAUGAAAACCAAAACGCCCGCGUUUCCUUCAUGUUGGAAGAAUGUGAGAUUGGUGGGGCUCCAGUUUCUGAAUAUGUUUCUGUAAAUGCAGAAAGCGGAGUGAUACAUGCUGUGCGCUCAUUUGAUUAUGAGCAAAUCAAACUGCUAGAUUUCACUGUCAAAGCGCAGGAUGGAGGUUCUCCUCCACUCAGCAGCAAUGUGACUGUAAAAAUAAUGAUUCAGGAUCAGAACGACAACCCCCCUCAGAUUCUGUACCCAGUCCAGACUGGUGGCUCUCUGGUGGCUGAAAUGGUGCCUCGUUCAGCAGAUGUGGGCUAUCUGGUGACUAAAGUGGUGGCUGUUGAUGUGGAUUCUGGACAGAACGCCUGGCUCUCCUAUAAACUGCAGAAAGCCACAGACAGGGCGCUGUUUGAAGUGGGCUUACAGAAUGGAGAAAUAAGAACUAUCCGCCAAGUCACUGAUAAAGAUGCUGUCAAACAAAGACUGACUGUUAUAGUGGAGGACAACGGGCAGCCCUCCCGUUCAGCGACAGUCAUUGUAAACGUGGCGGUGGCGGACAGCUUCCCUGAAGUCCUGUCGGAAUUCGCUGACUAUACACACGACAAGGAGUACAAUGACAAUCUGACUUUUUACUUAGUCUUGGCUCUGGCUGUAGUUUCCUUCCUCUUCAUCACGUGUUUAGUGGUUAUUAUAUCAGUGAAAGUCUACAGGUGGAGACAGUCUCGCAUCCUGUAUCACUCCAACCUCCCUGUCAUUCCAUAUUAUCCACCACGUUACUCAGACACUUUGGGGACAGGGACUCUCCCCCAUGUGUACAAUUACGAGGUGUGUAGGACGACUGACUCCAGAAAGAGUGACUGUAAGUUCGGCAGAGCUGGUAGUCAGAACGUGCUGAUAAUGGACCCCAGUUCGACAGGGACGAUGCAGCGGAUACAGAGUGAAAAGAGCAUCCUGGAUGAACCAGACUCUCCUCCAGAGGUUAGUCAAUUACUACAGACCUAUUUGUUCUUCAUCCUUUUUUUUUUUUUUUUUUUGCAGUAA